This is a messenger RNA of Paramecium pentaurelia, 726 nucleotides long. NCBI's taxonomy places the organism in Eukaryota, Ciliophora, Oligohymenophorea, Peniculida, Parameciidae. The record is from the annotation of a GenBank genome assembly.
UAUGAAAAGAUUAAUUGUUAAUUAAACAAGAAGCAAAACAGUUGCUGCUCGUCCAUCAGCAAAUCUUGAUCGUAUCAAUAAAUGGUUGUAAACAUUGACUGCUAAAGCUAAUACAUUAGAAAGCAGAUUUUAUGCAUCAUAAUUGAGUUCAUUGUUUAAUUUCUAUUCAAAACCUUCUAUGGGUGCUGCUCAAGUAUUGCUUGUGUUUCGAUGAAUAGGAAAUUGAUUGGAAUUAUUGGAAAGAUUAGAUCACAACUGAAGGAUUAGUUGAUAAAGUUUAAAAAGGACAUGACACUUUAUUAAAUAAGGAAUAUGAUGUUGAGCGUAUCUGUCAUCAAGUUGUGUCUAGUUAAAGCAAAGAAUUAGAAGAUUUAGAAAAUGAACUUACAUUCCAUAGUGCUGUUUGGAGUAAUUAUUAUUUGGAUCAACACUUGGCUUUAUUAGAUUUAGAAUAAUAUGGAGAUAGAAAUGAUUAUGUCAGUAUUAUAUUUAAUUUAAAUCAUUAGUUCAUGAGGAUUAUGAUUUCUAUCCAGGUUUAGAAGCAGAUUUAGAAGAAUUAACAGAAACUCAUAAUUGGAUUCCAGGAUCAAAAGAUGAUAUCAAUUUAAAGGGUUACAUGGUCUCAUAAUUCUAAUGGGGCAAAAAAAUCAUCUCCUUCUAUAGACAUCCAUGUGAUGACUUCAAGGCUGCAAGAGGUACCAAGAAUAUUUUGGGUAGAUGAGUUUU